This is a messenger RNA of Lonchura striata (white-rumped munia), 2592 nucleotides long. Lineage: Eukaryota; Metazoa; Chordata; Aves; Passeriformes; Estrildidae. The record is from RefSeq and is a predicted model, not a curated record.
AUGGUGGGAUUAUCAGUUCUUUUUGCAGUUGUGAUGUUUAAAAAAUCACUCAGGAAAAGGACCAAGGCCACGCUGGUGUCCCUCUUGCCCAAGUGGCUGGUUGAAGACUUUCCCCACGUGGAGAACAGCGCCGUGGUGAAGUCGCUGCAGGACAAGGCUGACUUCCCCGGUGCCAGCCUCCAGGAGCCCUUCCUGGCCCCCGCUGACCCCGCCGUCACCGAGGUCCAGGAGGUGCCACCGCAGGAGCGGCCCCGGAGCCUGGGGGACACCAAAUCCAGGCCGGAGGAGCCCAGGGAGGUGCCAAGGACCGUGGUGGCCCCCAGCACCCCGUGCGCAGGGCAGCUGGGUGCCUACAAACCCCAACUCUCCGACGGGAACAGCUUGGGAUACGUGGCUGCCGGGAUCUACCGGGCACAGGCGCCCGCGGCCGCGCCGCAGCCGGAGGUGGGGAUGUGCUGCCAGGACUACAGCAGCUCCGUCCCGCGGCUCUGGGAGCAGCAGGGAGGGACCCCCGAGCUGUUCCUGCUGGAGAAGAUCAACCUGGUGCUCAAGAGCAGCCUGGGGUUCCCCGGGCACGCGGGCCACGGAGCCGUGCCCGAGCAGCGCUGGGAGCCGCCCGGAGAUGGCCCCCAGCAGAUGCUGGUCCCCAAGGAGCUGCUGUCCUGCCUCCGGGCCACCAGCGGGGAGGCUGGGGGACCCUGCAGGAAGGGGGUGGUGAGCGCCAGCAGAGCCGCCCGCGGAGCCGCACAGGUCUGUGCCAAGGGGAGAGUGACCGCCAGCCCCUGCUGUGCCAUCCCUGGUGGCACCAGCGUCACCCUGUCCUGCCAGCUGACAGCCCCCCGGGGCUGCUGCUGGGCAGCGAUCUUCCUCAACAGCUCCGAGCAAGUGCGAGCCCGGGGAGGCUCGGUGAGCAAAACCUUCCUGGUCACCACCCACGGCAGGCACAACUUCAUCUGCAAGUGCAUCUGUGGGGACAAGAAAAACAUCGUCUGUGGAAUCGAUAUCCACUGUGGAAAUCCUCCAGACGAGCCCAGGAACGUGUCCUGCAUCCAGAAGGGGACACGGGGACAUGCCACCUGCAGCUGGCACAAAGGCAGGCUCACCUACCUCCACACUGCCUACGAGAUAGAGCUCUCCAACGGGACCGAUGCCUUUUCCUUUCCAGAAGAAACUCCCAGUGAGGAUUUUGGCUCCGGGGCUCUGAGCAAGCUGGAUUUUGACUCCAAUUACACCGUGGUGGUUUCUGCCUCCAAUCCAUUGGGAAAUGCCUCUUCCCAGCCACUCACCUUCAUGCUGAUAGACAUAGUGAAGCCACACCCUCCCGAAUUCUCGGUGGAAUUUGACGAUUCCUCUGCCACCAACUGCACCAUUCGGUGGCAGGAUGAGGCACCAGCACAGCACUACAGGCUGAGGUUCCGUCCCCUCGGCAGGCACGGCUGGAGCACGGUCGAGAGCUUCAGCAGGGAGAAAUAUCAUCUGCAGGGGCUGGAGCCUGACACAGCCUACGAGUUCCAGCUGAGCUGCAGGAUCCUGCCCGGCCGUGGGCUCUGGAGCGACUGGAGCAGCAGCCAGGGCAGCACCCCAGCAGCAGUGCCAAGAGUGACCCUGGAUGUCUGGUACCGGCAGCAGGAGCUGGACUCUGGGCACCAGAACCUCUCCUUUUUCUGGAAGGCUCCGAGCAGGUCGGAGGCAGGAGGGAGAAUCCUGGGCUACACCGUGACCUUGGAAGCCCUGGGGCAGGGGAAGCUGCCGGCACAAUCCCACCGGACCACCCAGACCAGCUUCUCCAGGGUCACCCCCAGGGCGGCCCACAGGGUGACGGUGACGGCCCAGAACCCGCGGGGCAGCUCGGUGCCCGCGGCCGUGCUGACCCACCUGGGCAGCCCAGAUCUGCCCCCUCCCCAGCGGGUCUGUGCCGUGGGCCUGGGGAACAGCAGCAUCCUGGUGAGCUGGAGCCCCCCGGCUGGAGCCGCCCUGCCCGUCGGGGGCUACGUGGUGGAGUGGGCAGAGCCCCGGAGGGAGCCUCGCCCGCAGCCCCAGCAGGGCUGGCUGAAGCUGCCCCCGUCCCGGCUGUCCACUGUCAUAGCAGAGCACAUCAGAGAUAACGUCUGCUACCAGAUCCACGUGUCUGCACUUUAUCAGGGCAGAGCUGGGCAGGCAGCUUCAGUCAGGGGAAACUCCACGGCACAAGCCCCAUCAGCUGGGCCCCAGAUGUUCGCAACCCCCUGGGCCAGCGGCGUCCUGGUUUCCUGGGAGGAGAUCCCAGCCCCCCAGCAGAGGGGCUGCAUCACUGGCUACCACAUCUACCUGCACAGGAGGGAUGGGCAGGGCCAGCCCGAGGUCCAUGCGGCCGGGGAGGGGCCCCGGGGCAACAGCGACAGCGUCUGCCUGGAGAGUGCUGGGGGCUGGGUGACUCUGGUGAUCAUCUGCAGCUUCUUCGUCCUCUCAGCCUGCCUUUGUUCUGUGCCUCCAGCAAGGAGAUUGUUCCAGUGGCUCCUGUCCCUCCUCCUGCCAGAGUGGCAGAGCAAAGCCAUUCCCGACCCUGCCAACGCCACGUGGGCCAAGAGCUUAGCAGCUACCAAGGUAAAUUAG